AUGGAACCAAUUGCUGUCGUUAGCAUGGCAUGCCGGUUUCCUGGCGAGGCAACCGAUGUAGAACGAUUCUGGGACCUUCUAAGCAAAGCUCGCGAGACCUGGUCCAAAGUUCCCAAGGAUCGCUUUAAUCAGGAGGCGUUCUAUUACCCAGAAACCAGUAACCAAAGCACAGUUAGUAUUUCCUUUAUCACCUUGGGCUAUGGACCCCAAUUGCGACUUCUUUUGGAAGUAGCAUACGAAGCCUUUGAGAAUGGCGGGCUUACACUCGAGAGACUAAAGGGCAGCGACACGUCCGUUUACACAGCAAUGUACAGUAGGGACUAUGAAAAGAUGCUCCUCCGCGAUCCUGAAAACCUACCAUUCUAUACUGUUACUGGUAAUGGGGAAGCAAUGUUUUCAAACCGACUGUCAUACUUUUUCGACCUGCACAGCCCUUCUUUCAGUCUGGAUACAGAAUGCAUGCGACAGUAUCUGGUACGGAGGAUGCCGGCGGUCGAUCGUGAGAGGCUCCAACCUAGCUGUUGGUCAAUCAGGGACCCUUCAGGAUGUUUGCUUUGAAGACAACGCCACUUUACAGGGGCCACUGGCAGACGACGAUGUUGAAAUUGAAGUGAACGCCACGGUUCGAAAUUUCCGAGAUGCCAUGAUCUUACUGGGUCAGAUGGAUUCCGAGCUCCUUGGUGAGUGCAGCGGCAUGGUCAGCCGUGUCGGAAGAGAACACCAGCACAAGUUUUCGGAGCGACCAAGGCGCGGAGAUCAAUCAACCAACUCGUGACAACCCCCUAGCUUGUGCAGCAAGGCGACGUCGUCUAGAGACAACCAAUGUCCUUCUUGAGAAUGGUGCCAAACCAAAUGUUAUGAGCCCAGACGGUGAUAGCGCG
Aspergillus glaucus CBS 516.65 is the source of this 881-nucleotide messenger RNA. RefSeq names its product putative polyketide synthase. Gene Ontology annotation, molecular function: fatty acid synthase activity. The transcript has 2 exons. The record is from RefSeq and is a predicted model, not a curated record. Gene Ontology annotation, biological process: secondary metabolite biosynthetic process; fatty acid biosynthetic process. Bases 1 to 558 code for a protein of 185 amino acids. NCBI's taxonomy places the organism in Eukaryota, Fungi, Ascomycota, Eurotiomycetes, Eurotiales, Aspergillaceae.